UUUAGAGAGAGAAACGUUUUAGAGAGAGAAGUUGUUUCUGUUUCUGAGACCUCUUUCUACUCUCCAACAGACCUACGUCUCUCUUUUUCCACUCUGCGAUCCGAUCGAUUCAAUGUUUUAGAGAGAAUUUAGGAUUCUUUGUUCUUUGUUUCUUGCUAGCAGCUGUUAAUUCUUCAAAAAUUUUGAUCGUUUUCUCAUUUUUUCGUUUUCAUUUUGCCCCAUUUUCGGUCGAUCAAGCUACUUCGACCUGAAGUAAACCCUAAUCCCUAAUUUAUGAUGGCUGCUACUAAUUUAUCUGAUGCUAAUUCGGCGACCGCGAGUGCCAAUCAUUCUCCUCGUCAAUCUGCACAAAAUAUCAGCAGUCCUAAAUCGCGUCGGCGCAAUACCUCUUCUUCCCCGUGGACCCUGAUUGUGCGCGGUGAGUUGGACUCAAUCGCUGUUCCGUCGUCUCCUUCUGCUGUUGUUGAACCUGUAUCCUUUUCUUCUUCUUCUCCUUUGCCUUCUGCCGUGGUUGAGCCGGUAUGUGAGAGUCUGGAUGGUGGCAAUGGGUCGGCCAGCAACGUGGGAAAGAAGCCGGCGUGGAACAAGCUCUCUAAUGGAACUGUGGCGGUCGAGUCUGGGCCUGUCAUGGGGGCUGUGUCUUGGCCCGCACUAUCGGAUUCGGCUAAAACCCCAACUAAAACGUCUUCGGACUCUCUCAAAAGUUUAGCUGAUGGAUCCGCCGGGCAGGGGGCUGGAACUCCAUCGUCCUCAUCAAACAAAGAAGGAAAUAAUGAUGUUGUGAGCCCUACCUAUGAUUCAACUCUUACUCAUCCAACGACCUCACGCCAGAAAUCAAUGAGGCGUAAUGGGUUUGGAAAUUCACAUAAUAGUGGCCUCCCCCAACAGUCUGCACUUUCAAGUCCGGUAAUUGAUACAACUCCUAAUAAUGCUUCCAAAGAUCAGACACAGAGAACUACAUUUGCAUCACAAUCACAUAAUGAUCAUGGUCAUCAACAAGCACGCAAUUCAUUUAGUAGGAGCCGUGGUGGUGGUUCACAUCCACGUGGCGAUAAUUCCCAUUAUCAUAAUCAUGGUGGUAGGCGUGAUCAUGACCGUGGAAAUCAAGACUGGAAUUCUAAUAGAAAUUUCAAUGCUCAGCCGCAUAGAGUUGUCCAUAGGCUUAUGAGGCCUCCUCCACCCCCAAAUACUGCUCCCUUUAUUCCUCCUCCACCAAUGAGGCCUCUUGGGGGUCCCAUACCUUUCUCGGAUUUUGCACCUCCAAUGGUAUAUGUUGGUCUUCCUCCUCCUCCUCCAGAAGCUCUCAGAGGUGUACCUUUUGUCACUCCAAUACCACCAAAUGCAAUGUUUUUUCCUGCCUUAGACCCUCAGUUACCUGCUAUGAUAGUGAAACAGAUAGAUUAUUAUUUCAGUGGUGAGAAUUUAAUAAAAGAUACUUUCUUAAGGCAGAACAUGAAUGAACAUGGAUGGGUUCCCAUUAGACUAAUAGCAAGCUUCAAGAAGGUUUCAUGUUUGACUGACAAUAUCCAACUUAUAUUGGAUUCGUUGCAAUCAUCCACAGUUGUGGAAACAAAGGGAGACAAAGUAAGAAGGCGUAAUGAUUAUGAUAGAUGGAUAAUACGACCUCCUGCCCAAGGUCCUAAUGUCGCAGGCCCUCCAAGUCCAGGAAGUUUCAAUCAAGAUAUGCUGGCAGCUGGUGUUCAAGUUAUUUCGCUAGAGAAUAAUCACAGUAGCACUGAAGGUGGUCAAGGUGAUGCUCAUGUUGAGGCACUCCAUAGUUGUAGGCCACAUGAAAAUUUGAGUACGCAGAUGCAGCCAUAUGGUGAUGAUGGUACAGGCCAAGUAAAUAUCAAGACUGGUUCAGAUCAUUCCUCUUCUGAAAGAAGUUAGACCAAGUUUGUGCUGAACCCAUAUCCUUUUGGAUGGAAAAUUAGACGUGUGUGUGUUGUAGAGACCAAGUGAGGAGAUGUUAAUGACACGGUUCGGUUGGGGGCAUUCUUCUUGCUCGACGAAAAUUCUCUUCUCGUGAUGCAAGUAUACUGGUAAACUGGAGUUGAAGAAGAGGAACAUACUCAAGAAAAAGGAAAAAAAAAAAAACACAUAAAACUAAAAAACUAAAACACAAGUUACUUUUGUGGUGGAGGAGAGGGAUGCAUUUUAUGGUUUUGUGGGUUACUGUUGGCUGGCUUGUUUCUUAAAUUUAUAUUCAUUUUUGGGUUUUGGUUUUUGGUUUUCGGUAAUUAUGGUAUAUGUACUUAAGGUGGGGAAUUUUGAUUUGUUUCUCCAUUGGGGCUGCCCCUCAGCUGGUUUUUUGAUAUCUUUGGGGUCAGAAAAAUUCCGAGUUCUGAGACGAGAGAAGACGACGAUUCUGCAAAGGAACUCGAAGGCUGGCUUUUGUUCAGAAUGAUGGUAAAUCUAGAGAGGUUGGCUUUUGGUUGGAUUUUGUGGAGGCUGGGCUACAACCGCUGUCUUGUCUUGAAGUGAAGGUUCUUUCCAUCUUUCUUAUUCUUGAGACUCACCCAGGCGUUUUCUCCAUAAAUAUCUUUCUACUUUAAAUGCGAUAUUAGGAACUUCUGAAGAUUCGACUGUUCUGAACAUCCUUUUCCAAUUGAUAUUAUUUUGCUCGAAAUGUCUUUUCAUUUUAUUUAUAUGUUUGGAACAGUAGUUGGAAAUUAGGAAUUUUCAAUUCGAUUAUUACAGUGCUGCAAUUAUUCCCUAAUUUUGUGGGUUCGUUCAUUCCUCGAA
Messenger RNA from Momordica charantia (bitter melon), 2745 nucleotides. Its product is annotated as la-related protein 1C. NCBI's taxonomy places the organism in Eukaryota, Viridiplantae, Streptophyta, Magnoliopsida, Cucurbitales, Cucurbitaceae. The record is from RefSeq and is a predicted model, not a curated record. Gene Ontology annotation, molecular function: RNA binding.